CUCAAUUCAGCCCCUAUAAUAAAAUUCAUCCUCUUUAUAGCGACUACUACUAUAGCACGGUGCGCUAUAACGCUUCUGGUUUUCAGAAAUCCACCCAAAUCCACUCACAGCUUUUUCUACCUGAACUCAACCCAAAGAGAUGCUCCAAGAAAAGGCCUCAGCUGUGGCUGAUGAAGGUGUGACUGUGGCACAGUCUGGAGAGCUUGCUGAGCUUGCUACCGACUCCUCACAUCCGGGAUUGAAUGUGGCCCCGACCAUUCACCACAACAAUGAUGUAGACCAGAACAUCGAGAACAUCAAAGUAGUCCUUCAUGAGAGGGAACUUUGGAAAAGGUUUCAUGAGGCAGGAACAGAGAUGAUUAUCACUAAAGCGGGCAGGCGGAUGUUCCCCAGCUACAAAGUAAAAGUAACAGGGAUGAAUCCAAAAACUAAGUACAUUCUUCUAAUCGACAUUGUUCCAGCUGAUGAUCAUCGUUACAAGUUCUGUGAUAACAAGUGGAUGGUGGCUGGAAAAGCAGAGCCAGCCAUGCCUGGGCGGCUCUAUGUCCACCCUGACUCUCCUGCAACAGGAGCUCACUGGAUGAGGCAGCUGGUCUCGUUUCAGAAGCUAAAAUUAACAAAUAACCACCUGGACCCUUUUGGACAUAUCAUCCUGAACUCCAUGCACAAAUACCAGCCCAGGUUGCAUAUCGUCAAAGCGGAUGAGAAUAAUGCCUUUGGUUCUAAGAACACAGCCUACUGCACCCAUGUGUUUCAUGAAACCUCAUUUAUCUCUGUGACAUCCUAUCAAAACCAUAAGAUUACCCAGUUAAAAAUUGAGAACAAUCCAUUUGCCAAAGGUUUUCGUGGUAAUGAUGAAGGAGAUCUCCGAGUGUCCAGACUCCAAGGGAAAGACUACCCAGUGAUUUCCAAAAACAUGGCAAGGCAACGGCUCAUCACAUCACACACCCAUCUGACUGGAAAGUUAAGUGCAGGGGUAUUGAGUGGUCACCCACAGGUCCACUCUCAUUAUCAGUUUGACGGUGGGGUCGCUCUGUCCAGUUCUGACCCACAGGAGCCUCUGUCUAACCCAUCUUCUGGCAGAGAGUCCAGUCUGCUUUACCAUUGCUUCAAGCAUAGAGAUAACAACAGACAUUUGGAGCUGGGCUGCAAGCGGCCCUACCUUGAUGCCGCACCUUCGGCUGUUUCAGAUGAGCACUACUUCCGCUCCCCUUCCUCCUACGAGCCCACUUUACUGUCUCACCCUUACUGUGGUGAAGCGUUUGGCUCUAGAGAGGCUUGCAUGUAUGGAGGUAUAGAUGGUGAGGCAGGAGCUGAAGGUGUGGCUAGCACUGAGGAUAUGCCUCCACCUUCCCUAAACUGCAACAUGUGGGCUUCAGUGCAGCCCUAUCCUCGCUAUGGUAUGCAGACUGUUGAGGCUGUGCCCUACCAGCCCUUUAGUGCCCACCUAACAACCACUGCCACCACAGCAUCCAUCGUCUCGCAUCACUCCGCACCUAUGCAACGGCCACAGCCUGCACCUCAGGUUCCAGAUCUGGUGUCUUUUGGUGCACAGCGGGCUUUGCCACCAAUACAGUCUUCCUCAUCCUCAUCUUCCUCAUCUCCUUCUGGUGCUUCUUCAUGUGACAAAUCAGCACAUCUGCUGCUAUACCACAGGAAGCCUGGUUCACCUUUAAGAGUCCACAGGGAUUUUUCAGCCUACCCGACCCAAAGCCCUACAUCAUCAAGAGAGUCGGUGUGCCAGUAUCAGAUGGGCCUCAGCAGCAUAGGGUCCCACUGGACUGACAGCUAAGACAAGAUGCAGAACAUCACUAAUUGGAGAUCUAACAAUGUGUGCUGAACACGCCAAAAUAUAGUUCUGAUUGUGGCAUUAAUCUCAAUCCAACAUGGUACACUUAAAGUCAAUGGACAUCAGAGAGGACCUGCACAACCAGAUGGAGGCUUUAAGAGCGAUCCUGAUGCCAAGAGGAGAGGAGAACAGAGAGCUGUUAAGGUGUCCAAGACCAAAGACCCAAAGGACUGAGCUCGUACAAGGCUGAAAAUGUAAAACAGCAGGCAAAUGGCCAUAACGCAAACUCAAAAAGGAUGAACCAGACCUUGGUAAGCCUGCUCACUGCUCAUUAAGGGAAAAAAUUGAUGUAUUUGAAAACCAUAUGUUGGUCUGGUGAUCCACAUGAUCCAAUUUGCUUUGGAUUCAACAUGUAACAAAAUCCAUAAUGUUUUUUUUUUUUCUUGCACACCCGUUGAAUAAAUGCUACUUUUAUCUCCUA
Molecule: messenger RNA, 2270 nt
Organism: Silurus meridionalis
Lineage: Eukaryota; Metazoa; Chordata; Actinopteri; Siluriformes; Siluridae
Gene: tbx4
Product: T-box transcription factor 4
Biological process (GO): regulation of transcription by RNA polymerase II; positive regulation of DNA-templated transcription; cell fate specification
Cellular component (GO): nucleus
Molecular function (GO): DNA-binding transcription factor activity, RNA polymerase II-specific; RNA polymerase II cis-regulatory region sequence-specific DNA binding
Source: RefSeq, a predicted model, not a curated record